UCAGUUCAUACGUCACAUGACGCCACUAAAUUCAGUCCUCCGAUAUCCCAUCAUCGCUAGGGCACAUCCUUCACUGCCUGGCUCGGCAUUUUUUUGGUCAGAUUCAAUUCACAUAGCCAAGAUGGCGGAUGCAGAUUCGUGGGACGUGGACACGUUCGAGCCGGACGAGCCUGGUGUAAAGACGGCAGUAACAUUACUGGACAGAUGGGAAGGCGAGGACGAGGAUGAAGAUGUAAAGGAUAACUGGGAUGAUGAUGAGGAUGAGAAACAGGCCUCAGAGAAAAAACCAGAAGUAAAAACAGAAGCGUCACAAAAGAAAAAACUAAAUGAGAAAGAAAGGAAAAAACAGGUGGAUAAAGUUAGGACAGCGACAGCGACGGCGACGGCAGAGCUGACGCCAGAAGAAGCAGCGGCAGAGAGACUCAGAGCGAAGCAGCUGCAGGAGGCUUCGGACUUGGAGCUGGCGAAUGACGCGUUCGGCAUCACCAAUAGUGUCCCAGUAGCGACUGCAGUAACUGGGAUUGAUGCUCUGAGACCCUCUUCUAAAGACGACUUCACGGAUUUGCAUAAGUUGCUUAAAGAGAAAAUAUCUCAGUACGAACGAUCUGUGCAUUAUUCUGGUUUCCUGGAAUCGCUGUUCCGUGAUCUCUGCAUUUCAUUGGAAGUGGAGGACUUAAAGAAAAUCAGCACCUCGUUGACAGUACUACUUAAUGAAAAACAGAAACAGGAAAAGCAAAACAAGGCGAAAAAGAAGAAGAAGGGGGUCGUGCCGGGCGGGGGCCUGAAGGCCAAGCUGAAAGACGAGCUGGUGGACUACGACGACUUUGACGGGGGCUACACCCAAGACUACGAGGACUUCAUGUGACAGCGGCUGCGCCCUCACCCCUCCACUCGUUCCGCUUCUCUCCUGGGAAACGCUCCUUCCUCCCCCAUCGCCCCGCGGGAUCCCCUCAUUCUGUCCAGUGCCAUCCUGGAAAAGAACUGAAAGACGCGUCUCACCCCUUUACUAUACCGAAUCCGGGAAGGUUAGAAUGGCUUUACUGAGAACAUUGAACUUCACGUGACUAUGUCUCCGAGUAAAAAAGAAAACCCUCACACACACAGAACAUAAAGAGAUUUGUUCUUCGUUAAGAAAACUAAAUACUAAAAGUAACAAAGCCGCGAUUUCCGAGUUUGCGUUUUGAAAACGGCUGCACUGGAGUGAAACGCAAUGCCUGCAAUAAGUAGAUAGGUGAAAGUGCAGCAUCUUUCGACUUUGGGUUUUACUUCUUUUUCAGAGAAUAAAAAAGCGGCCUGUGGUGAAAUGGCUCCAUAGUAUUACUGCAAUUACAUGGAAAUUAUCUGGUGUUCUAUGCAAAUAAAAUCAGAGUGUCUUUAUCUCAUGGGUAUUUUUACUUCUCUAGUGGAUGGUGUUUACAGGUUCCACAGAAAAGCAAUCCUGCAUCUAUACAAUAACUUAGGGUCACCACACGCAAGCCAGAGGAUCACAUUGGGUCAUUAUUGUGGGUGGCAAAUUUUCAUGCUUCUUAAGCUGACAAUACAUGGAAAUCAGAUGUGGAAUAAGAUUGCUUAUGAAAAUGCUUCAUAAUUUAAUGGGCAGCCGCCAGAUGAAUCGGGAGGUAUUAUUUUGUAAAAUGUUAUGAAAUCUUCCUGGCCAUCCUCUGGAAACUUUGCUGGAAUGUUUUCUUCUUUUUUUUCUUUUUUGGGGACAUUGCAGUUGGCAGUACUUUGUAAGAAAAUGCUAUUUUUUUUUGCAUGAGGAAAAAUAUGUUUAUAUUCAUAAUGUCUACUACUAAUGCUAGCACAGGGGCCUGGCUGUCUUAUCAGAACUGGUCUCUGCAACAUGGCUUCUGCAGGUUCGUGUAGACUAGGUAAGGAUUUGGCGUGUACUCUGAGUGGACGCAGAUUCCUCUUUGUGUUGGCUAUAACAUAAGAGUGGUGCAUUGUAGGUUUUCCCUUUUGUUAACAUUUGGCAAAAUUUGCUGUGUGAAUUAUGAGGCCUAGAUGAUGACAAUGCAAAUGAAGAUGGCAUCAACAGCGUUUUAUAAACAUCUAAUUUAAUAAAAUCACUGGUUCAAAAGGA
This is a messenger RNA of Anguilla anguilla (European eel), 2083 nucleotides long. It is a transcript of the gene eif3jb, whose product is annotated as eukaryotic translation initiation factor 3, subunit Jb. NCBI's taxonomy places the organism in Eukaryota, Metazoa, Chordata, Actinopteri, Anguilliformes, Anguillidae. The record is from RefSeq and is a predicted model, not a curated record. The coding region runs from base 17 to 865 and encodes 282 amino acids. Gene Ontology annotation, molecular function: translation initiation factor activity. Gene Ontology annotation, cellular component: cytoplasm; eukaryotic translation initiation factor 3 complex. The transcript has 8 exons.